Mucor mucedo is the source of this 2055-nucleotide messenger RNA. RefSeq names its product chromatin remodelling complex Rsc7/Swp82 subunit-domain-containing protein. NCBI's taxonomy places the organism in Eukaryota, Fungi, Mucoromycota, Mucoromycetes, Mucorales, Mucoraceae. The transcript has 4 exons. The record is from RefSeq and is a predicted model, not a curated record. The coding region runs from base 1 to 2055 and encodes 684 amino acids.
AUGGAGCCUUCCAAGCUACUAGGAUACCGUGACAGUCAUAUUUUGUUCCAAAAGCACCCUCAAUUAAAACGAGUACGAAUUACGGAUGAAGAGAGACAUCAUUUGAUCGAAACGGGUUUACUCAUUACACGCUUUAAAAACCCCGAGGUUGCAGUGCUGACUGCACGUUCUCUUUUCAAAUGCUUUGGCCAUAAAGUCGUAAAGAACGGCAAACGUAUCCAGGACGAUUAUUUUGAAAGGGAGCCUGAAAGACACCACGUCUAUACGAAUCCAGACGAGACUAGAGAAGAGGAAGAAAUUGAAGAUAAUUCACGUAAAUCCUUGAUUGGAAAGACGUCACGAUCUGAAGGAUAUGCUUCGGAUGUACCUCUUAAUAACGAAACUUGGAUGCAUCAUGCAGCUUUAGCAGCGAGAGGAUUUAAUGCUCAAUUACAUGAACGAAGAGCUGGAAAACCUACAUUUUACGAUAUCCAUUCCAAUAUAAAUCAGGUACCUGCCUCCUAUCAACCUAGCCUGUGUCAUUUUGAAUUUACAAAGGAGAGCAAAACUGGAAGUUCUGUGGAAUUUAUAAAAAAGUCAAAUGUACAUAAUACACCUCUCUAUCGUGGAUUAGGAAAAGAUUUGUUAGAAUAUGAUAUUGAGUCUGCUAUUCAAUCUUUAUCCACAGACAGUGAAAAGGAGCAAGCAAGACAUGUAUUGGCUUUGGAAGAAAACCAGAUCAGGGAUGAAGAAGAGUAUCCAUUGUCUUUAAUGGAAGGUCAAUUUCAAAGCGCUUUCCCUCUUCAUCAAGCUCGUUUCAAUUACCCUAUUCCCAAAAUCCCCGAGCCUACUAUUUUGGUAGAGACCGCACAAUCUUUAGCUGCUCAACAGUAUUAUUUGAGUUUGGUCUAUCAAUCUGUAAACCAAUAUGCAGAUCCUCAUAGACAACCUUCACCUAUUGCCAGACUUUCUCCCACAGGAUAUGUUCAACCAUCACCUAUCCCACCUCAGCACAUGAUGCAACAACCUCAACGCAUUCCCAUUGUGCCGCAACAAUUAGCAGAACCCGCUGUAUGUGGCACACUGCUCUCUGGAAAUCAGAUUUGUAAACGUCCAGUGAAUCGACCUGGCGAGAAAUGUCAGUUGCAUUUACCCGUCAAACCCAUGUCUGACUAUGCAAAAGCCCCACCUCCCGCCACAGUCUACUCUGAUAAUAAAUGUGCAGAUUGUCAUGAAUUGCGUGCCGCAGAAGGAUUAUUUACAUCAGGUGAAGAACAUAUUACUGACGAUUUUUCUGUGGUGAAAUGUUCUAAAUGUACACGAAAGUAUCACCCUGUAUGUGCCAAUUUGACUACGCCCAGACAAGUGGCUGCAGUGGAAUCAUACCCAUGGUCAUGUCCUGAAUGUAAGAUAUGUUGUGUCUGUAAGAGCGCAGGUGAUGAAUCGACAUUAAUGAUUUGUGACGACUGUGAUCGAGGAUGGCAUACAGGAUGUUGCAAUCCUCCCGUAGAAAAAGUACCGGAAGGAUCAUGGCUUUGUCCAUUAUGUGCUGAUUGUCAUGGAUGUGAUGAACACGGUAUGGCGGAAGAAUCGCAAUAUAAACAUGCUAUUGCGCCUAAGAGCGAUCGCUACAAAUAUCCAGUUUAUCUGGCCACGUAUUGUCAUUCAUGUUAUGACAACUUUGCUGAAGACAGAUUUUGUCCAGUGUGUCUCAAGACGUAUGGAGAGGAAGAAAAUGAUGAUGAGGACAAUGAGAUGGUUGCGUGUGAUACAUGUGAUCAUUGGAUUCAUACACGAUGUGAUGAAAUAUUAACACCUGCAAAAUACCAAGUGUUGUGUGAUGAUGAAGAUGCAAAGUAUUCUUGUCCUAUGUGUGAGGAGAGAUUAAAGCGUAUUGUGGACACAAGUACAGCCGAUUUAGCACUAAAGGGAUUAUCUGCACCCAGUGGAGUGUGUGUUGGACUAUUAGGCGGAAAGGUCAAGACAAGAGGUGUAGUGAAAUACAAGAAUAUUAAGAUUGGUGUGCCAGAAAUCAAUGGAACAGGUGUGGCAGAGAUGCCAGCUAAUUUCAAAUAA